This is a messenger RNA of Schistosoma margrebowiei, 931 nucleotides long. The record is from the annotation of a GenBank genome assembly. Lineage: Eukaryota; Metazoa; Platyhelminthes; Trematoda; Strigeidida; Schistosomatidae.
AUGUCGGAAGUUAAGGUUGGAAUUAUUGGAGGUUCUGGAUUCGACGAUCCAGAUUUAUUACAAGAAGCAAAAGUGCGAACAGUAACUACUCCAUUCGGAAAUCCGUCAAGUUUUCUUACUGAAGGUUUUGUUGAAGGUGUCCCUUGUGUUGUGCUUCCCAGGCAUGGAAAGGAACAUUUACUUCCGCCAAGCGAGAUCAAUUAUCGGGCCAACAUUUGGGCGUUAAAGGAACUUGGGUGUACUCACAUAUUAGCCACUAACGCUUGUGGUAGUCUGCAGAAAGACAAAAAACCUGGUGAUUUCGUUGUUCUUAACCAGUUUUACGAUAAUACUCGGAAUCGAGAGCUUACGUUUUAUGGAAGUGGGCCUCAUUCACUGAAAGGAGUCUUACAUAUGCCGAUGGCAGACCCAUUUUGUGAAGAAACACGUCAGGUUCUAAUCAAAGCAGCUAAAAAUCUAUCACUGACUAUACGUGAUAAAACGUGUAGUUCAGAUACAAUCAGCAAUCAUCCGUGUGUACAUACUGAAGGUUCUGUGAUUACGAUUAAUGGCCCACGUUUUUCAACUCGUUGCGAAUCAUUGUUAUUCCAAAAAUGGGGCUUCGAUUUGAUUAAUAUGACAUUAGUUCCUGAAGUUUCUUUAGCUCGUGAAGCUGGCUUAAGUUAUGCUUCUAUAGCAAUUGUUACAGAUUUUGAUUGUUGGAAAGCAGAUGAGGAACACGUGAGGAAGUUAACAUUUACUGGUUACUUUUGUAUAUUAUUUUAUAGAUACACACAUAAGGAUGUCCAAUUAUUUUGUUAUGGUUCCAGUAUGAGGUUGUGAAUUUCAAUGAAGUUGUGAUUGUAUUCGUCUUUAAAUUUGAGGAUUUUCAUGCCUUGUUAAACUUUGUAUUUCUAGGAAGUCCUAAAUAAAUAAUGUUCUCCCAAAAGUA